UGCUGAUCUGACCCAGAAUCAGUCCAGGUGUGGAGUGUGUGAGCAGGUACUGAGGGACCCAGUCAUCACCACCUGUGGGCACAGUUUCUGCAGGCAGUGCAUCAGCAGCGACUGGGAGCAGCCUGGACUACCAGGAGACCAAGCCUGUCCCCAGUGUGGCAAGACAUGCAGAACCCAACCUCCUCUACAGCCUCCUCUGGAUGAACACACAGAUAUGAGCACACAGGGUGAACACACAGGCCUGAUCAACAGCAGAAGACACCUGCACACUGAACAUACACCAGGCAGAAAGAGGGAACUAGAUGAGGACAUGAGGAGAGUUAUAGAGAAUCACAAAGUCAGUCUGAAGAGGAGGUUUGAGAACAUAUCUGAAGGCAUCAUCAAACCAGGAGCUGAGAUUCUCCUCAAUAAGAUCUACACAGAGCUCUACAUCACAGAGGGAGAGAGUGAAGGGGUGAAUAAGGAGCAUGAGGUUUGGCAGGUAGAGUCAGCAUCCAGAUCUCAAUCCACAGAAGACACACCAAUCGACUGCAAUGACAUCUUCAAGCCCUUACCUGGACAGAAGAAGCACAUCAGAACUGUGAUGACCAAAGGUGUUGCUGGCAUUGGAAAAACAGUCUCAGUGCAAAAGUUCAUUCUUGAUUGGACAGAUGGGGUAGCCAAUAAGGAUGUAGAUUUUAUGCUCCCCCUUUCUUUCCGUGAGCUGAAUUUAGUCAAGGGUGAUCAGUACAGUCUUCACAGGCUCCUGCUGGACUUCCACCCUGAGCUGAAAAAGCUGAAUGAUGGUGAGGAAUACAAAGACUGUCAGGUUGUGUUCAUCUUUGAUGGUUUGGAUGAGAGUCGGUUGACUCUGGAUCUGGAACAGAACAGUAAGUUGUCUGAUGUGAAACAAACAUCAUCAGUGGAUGUUCUGAUGACGAGCCUCAUUCAGGGAACUCUGCUUCCCUCUGCACUCAUCUGGAUAACCUCACGACCAGCAGCAGCCAGUCAGAUUCCUGCUCAAUACAUCGACCAGGUAACAGAAGUACGAGGCUUCAAUGACCCACAGAAGGAAGAAUACUUCAGGAAGAGAAUCAGUGACAAGAGUCAGGCCAACAGAAUCAUCUCCCACAUUAAGGCAUCCAGGAGUCUCCACAUUAUGUGCCACAUUCCAGUCUUCUGUUGGAUUGCAGCCACUGUACUUCAGCAGAUGCUGGAAAGGAAAAACAUUGAAGACAUUCCCAAAACGCUGACUGAAAUGUUCAUACACUUCUUGCUCAUCCAGACCACAAGAAAGGAUCAGAAGUAUCAGAGUGGACCUGAAACAGAUACAAAGAAACUUCUGAAAUCUCAGAGAAAAAUUCUACUGAAGCUGUCAGAACUGGCUUUCAAGAAUCUAGAGAAUGGCAACCUCAUGUUUUAUGAGGAAGACCUGAAAGAGUGUGGCAUUGAUGUCAGUGAAGCAUCAGUGUAUUCUGGCAUGUGCACUGAGAUCUUCAAGACUGAAUCUGUGGAAUCUCAACAGAAGAAGGUCUACUGCUUUGUGCAUCUUAGUGUCCAGGAGUUUCUGGCAGCUGUGUUUGUGUUUCACUCGUAUUUGGCUAAGAACCUUGAAGCUCUGAAAUCCCUCAUCAGUGAUGAGUGUAGAGAUGAACUCAAUCCAUCAAUGUUAUCUUCUCUUCAAUCAGCACUAGGAUUAAAAGACAAUUUACAUGUUUUACUUAAGAGUGCAGUUGAUAAGGCUUUGGAAAGCCAGAACGGACACCUGGAUCUCUUCCUUCGCUUCCUUAUGGGCAUUUCUCUGGAGAGCAAUCACAGACUUCUGCAAGGUCUACUGAGCCGCACACACAACAGCUCAAAAAGCAUCAAGCAAACAUGUCAGUACAUGAAGAAGCUCAACAGAGAAGGUCUCUCUCCUGAACGAUGCAUCAAUCUUUUCCACUGCUUAUUUGAAAUGAAGGAUGAUUCCAUGCACAAUGAAAUUCAGACAUACUUAUCAUCACCAAAGAACAUCAAACAGAAGUUGUCUCCUGCCCACUGUUCAGCACUCGCCCACAUGCUUCUGAUGUCUGAGGAUGUGCUGGAAGAGUUUGACCUGAAGAAAUACAACACAUCAGAUGAGGGACGCAGGAGACUGCUCCCAGCUGUGAGGUACUGCAGAAAGGCACGACUUGCUGAAUGCAAACUCUCAGAGAAGUCCUGUGGAAUUGUGGCUGCUGUUCUACAGUCACCAAACUCCCUGACAGAGCUGGACCUGAAUCACAAUGACCUGGGGGAUUCUGGAGUUCAGCUUCUCUCUAAGGGACUGUCUAGUCCUAACUGCAAACUGCAGACAUUAAGGUUGGUGUUAGACAUGUCUUUGUAAAGGAUUAUUAUUAGGACUAGUGUGGCACAUUAUGGUUUGGUUGGUGUUUUAUGUGUCUUAAGGACUGUCCACACCAAGUUCAGUUUUCGGAUGAAAUUCACACAAAAUUAAGCAGGUUAAUAAACACAGUUAUUCUAAUUAGUCUGUACUCACUGAGGACGAAAUGAAAAUGAAAAAAAAAAUGCAAUAAUAAAAAAAAAAACAUUCGAAACUGUCUCGUUUGAUGUGAAAUUUCGUAUGCAAUAGAGUUCCUGACCAAUUAAAUAACGGCUUUUUAUAGGGUUCCGAUGUCAGCGAUGUCAUAAGUAGAAUGACAAGCAGAAAAGGCUGACACAAUGUAUGAUAUUGUAUUGUAUGAUAUUGUAUAUGAGAUAUGUCUCAUUAGGCCUAUAUGCCAAAGUCACAAAGAAUUUACGUUACAUCAGACUUUCCCAGGUUUUCAAGAGUGAGAACUCCACCACAGACAGCUUUCCCCACCACCUAACCAUCAUUUCACACAAGGACGUCGUUAGACCUAUUUU
Molecule: messenger RNA, 2865 nt
Organism: Alosa alosa (allis shad)
Lineage: Eukaryota; Metazoa; Chordata; Actinopteri; Clupeiformes; Clupeidae
Product: NLR family CARD domain-containing protein 3-like
Exons: 3
Coding region: 215-2344 (709 amino acids)
Molecular function (GO): protein binding
Source: RefSeq, a predicted model, not a curated record